GCUUUUUUCUGAUCAUAGUAUAUUUUUUUGUUGUCUGCAGGAUUUGAAGGUUGAAUUGAAUGCAAAUGCAUCUGAGCUCACAGAUGCUGAUGAUAUUAUCUCAAUCCAUUGAUCCUGAUUCAAUUCUUGAAAUUUUUUGUUUUCCUGAAAUUGCUGUUACUUGUCCUUUUUCUAGUGUUGAGGAUCUGAGGGUUCUUUCUGAGGAACAAUUAGUUGAAAUUGCUCUUAAGGAAGCCUUUAAGGACAGUGACAAUAGUUCAAAAGUUUCAGAAAAGUGCUCUAAUGCAUGGUCAAGAAAUAAGCAAGCAUGUUUGGGGAGCACUGGUAAAGGAGAUGAUAAUUCAGCUUCAGGUGAUUUUGCAAAUGGAUGUUCUCCUGGAAACAGUUCUAAUCAAACUGCAUUGACAAAGGAAAAUAGCUCAAGGAAGAGGAGUAGGAAAGUUCAUGACUGUCAUAUUGAAAAUAGCUAUGUUGCAAAGGUGGAGGAACUUGCAAAAAUUAAACAAAAGCAGGAUGAAGCAAAAGCUGCAGCAAGACUGCACUGUUUAAGUGCCAUCUGUCAAAGCAAUGACUGUUCCAUUCCAUCCUUGGAGAACAUUGGGAGGAUGAAAUCCCUCAGGUCUACAACUUCAGCCAGAAAGGUAAGUUCAUCAGACAUGGAACAGCUCCUACCUGUUUCAGGCCAAGAAGUUGUUCUUUGCAUUGAGGUUUACCAUAACAUACGAAAAUGGGCAAAGAUCCAAGAGUUCCUGGUCCUUGGACAGCAAAAGUUCACCGAAUUGAGGGACAAAAUAUAUUGCUUGUCAGACCAAGUGAUGCAAAAUGCUGGGCAGCAUGAUCCUUCUGGAUAUUUCUUUAUAGAAAAUGUAUUCUACAAUGAUUCAAGAGAUCCCUCUGCUAUAGAUUACAGCAAACCAAUACUGGAUUGGCUUAGCAACUCAAAGGAUGAUGCUCUUAGGAAAUGGGAAUGCUUAGUAACUGGUCAACUGCAACAAAAGCAUAGAGAAAUUUUAGGCAGUCCACCAACCUCAAAAUUGCCUCACUUCGAAGCUGUUAACAUGCACGAAAAAAAAUUUUGCAACUUGAACUUUCGACUUGGUGCUGGAUACCUCUAUUGUCAUCAGGUUCAAAAUUUUCACCUAUUUUGUGUCAAAAAAGAAAGUAGAGAUCCUUUACUUGCGAAUUUGCACCCACCAAAAAUGACAGCAAGAAAAUUGGAGGGCAUUCUUACACUCUUGUCCUCUCAAUGAACACAUUUUAGCUGUUGUUUUAUGGAUCAAAUUCUAAGAUGGGAUUUUAUAGAGUUUAAAAACUUUUCUCCACAUUUUAAACCUUCAAGCACUCUCCCUGUGCAUGGCUAUUGGAAUAUGUUUUUCCUUACUCUCGAAGAAGAGAGAAACUUAUUUUGGUUUAACUUUGUACGGGGGGACUGCAAGCAUACAAUUGUGAUUAGAGACAUGAGGUUGAUUCAUCCUGAGGAUGUGAACAACCAGGCAGCUUAUCCCAUUGUCAUCUUUCAACUAAAACCCCGAGUACAAA
Messenger RNA from Rubroshorea leprosula, 1539 nucleotides. The record is from the annotation of a GenBank genome assembly. Lineage: Eukaryota; Viridiplantae; Streptophyta; Magnoliopsida; Malvales; Dipterocarpaceae.